UGAACGGAGAAUAAUUUCUUUCCCUCUUCUCGCUCCCUUUUUUUUUUGUUACAUCAUCCCUCGAUUUCCUCCUCUCCCCUUCUCUUACGGUGGCGAUGUCGUUACCUCCGUUUAGCUGCCGCAUUCUCGCGGCGGCGGUAGCCCUCUAUCUGAUUGCUCUGUUGUGCGUUGGGGCUGGCCAAGUUUCUUCCAAAGAUGGUGCCGCCGCUCCUAAAAUUCCUGGCUGUUCCAACGAAUUUCAAAUGGUCAAGGUCGAGAAUUGGGUUGACGGAGAAAAUGGUGAAACUUUUUCAGGCAUGACUGCUGAGUUUGGCGCCAUGCUUCCGUCUGAUAAAGACAAAGCUGUUAAACUACCGGUUGUCCUUACCACUCCUUUGAACAGUUGCUCCAGUUUAACCUCAAAGCUAUCUGGUUCUAUUGCAUUAUCUGUACGUGGCGAAUGUGCUUUCACAGCAAAGGCUGAAGUUGCACAGUCUGGAGGAGCUGCAGCUUUGGUGUUAAUAAACGACAAAGAAGAGCUGAAUGAGAUGGCUUGUACUGAGAAAGACACCUCCUUAAAUGUUUCUAUACCUGUUUUGAUAAUUACAACGUCAUCUGGAGAUGCCUUGAAGAAAUCCAUUAUGCAAAAUAAGAAAGUGGAGCUUUUAAUGUAUGCUCCAAAAAGCCCAGUUGUGGAUUAUGCAGUGGCAUUCCUAUGGUUAAUGUCGGUUGGAACAGUUUUCGUUGCUGCUGUUUGGUCGCAUGUCACCGGUCCUAAGAAGAGCGAUGAGCAGUACAAUGAAUUGUCACCAAAGAAAUUUUCAAAUGAUUCUACCAAAGGUGACGCUACUAAAGAUGACGCCGAAGAGGAAACCCUUGAUAUCAGUGCUACAGGGGCUAUUAUCUUUGUCAUAUCAGCAUCCACGUUCCUCGUUUUGCUCUUCUUCUUCAUGUCAUCUUGGUUUAUCGUGAUCCUGACCAUAUUUUUCUGCAUUGGUGGUAUGCAGGGAAUGCAUAAUAUUAUCACUACCCUCAUAACAAGGAGAUGCAAUAAAUGUGGCCAGAAGAAUGUGAAAGUCCCUCUGUUUGGGAAUACCUCGAUCCUCUCACUAGUCGUUCUGUUAUUCUGCUUUGUGGUUGCUGUUGCCUGGUUUAUGAAGCGCAAAACUUCGUAUGCAUGGUUCGGCCAAGAUAUUUUGGGUAUUUGCAUGAUGAUAAAUGUCUUGCAAGUGGCUCGGCUACCUAAUAUCAGGGUUGCUACCAUUCUUCUCUGCUGUGCAUUUGUCUAUGACAUCUUUUGGGUAUUCCUGUCACCACUAAUCUUCAAGCAAAGUGUAAUGAUUGCGGUUGCACGUGGGAGCAAAGACACUGGAGAAUCUAUUCCCAUGCUGUUGAGAAUUCCACGGCUUUCUGAUCCAUGGGGUGGUUACAACAUGAUCGGUUUUGGAGACAUUCUUUUCCCAGGCCUUCUUAUAUGCUUUAUUUUCAGAUAUGACAAGGAAAAUAACAAAGGAACCUUGAAAGGAUAUUUCCCGUGGUUGAUAUUCGGCUACGGACUUGGACUAUUCUUGACAUACUUGGGAUUGUAUGUUAUGAACGGACAUGGUCAACCUGCAUUGCUCUACCUCGUCCCUUGCACCCUCGGAAUCACGGUCAUACUCGGGUUGGUGAGGAGAGAACUCAGAGACCUGUGGAACUACGGGACUCGACAGCCUUCAGCUGCAGAUGUUAACCCAACUCCAGAAGCAUAAAUUGCUCCGACAUAUAUAAACUUAAAGCUCUGGAGAGACUCAAGAACAUAUGCAAGAAGACAAUA
This is a messenger RNA of Eutrema salsugineum, 1795 nucleotides long. RefSeq names its product signal peptide peptidase-like 5. Gene Ontology annotation, cellular component: lumenal side of endoplasmic reticulum membrane; cytoplasmic side of endoplasmic reticulum membrane; Golgi-associated vesicle membrane. Lineage: Eukaryota; Viridiplantae; Streptophyta; Magnoliopsida; Brassicales; Brassicaceae. Gene Ontology annotation, molecular function: aspartic endopeptidase activity, intramembrane cleaving. The coding region runs from base 96 to 1730 and encodes 544 amino acids. The record is from RefSeq and is a predicted model, not a curated record. Gene Ontology annotation, biological process: membrane protein proteolysis. The transcript is spliced from 13 exons.